AUGGUAUCAGGAUCUGAUGUAGACCCACUUCCUCACUGGAUAUGCUCCCUCGAAGACGAAUUGGGAUCACUUAUCUGGGUCACACUCAGAGACGAUACGUUCUAUGUGGGUUUAUUUAAAAGCUUUGAUCAAUUCGGAAACAUUGUCAUAACUGAUGCAGUAAAAAAAAUUGUCAUCAGUAGUAAGAGAUCAUUCUCAGAUAUAUAUUGUGGCUACACCGUAAUACGCGGAGAAAGCAUAUCUUAUUUCUGUUCGAUCGAUGCUAUAGCAUAUCUAAACUUGUUCAACUACGACUCCUUUGUAGACACCGGCUGGGUCAGCAGACUGUAUAAAAUUGCAAAUAUAAGGAGAGUAAAGGCAACUGUAAACAAAUUUGACCUGUACCUAAACUAUUUGCCAAUCGAAGACGCGCUGAUGUUAGAGAAGGAGGAAAACAAGGCAAAGGGAGUCACAAAGUUGUCCAUAGAAGACAUAAUCGCGAACGAAUGA
Molecule: messenger RNA, 489 nt
Organism: Theileria orientalis strain Shintoku
Lineage: Eukaryota; Apicomplexa; Aconoidasida; Piroplasmida; Theileriidae
Exons: 2
Coding region: 1-489 (162 amino acids)
Biological process (GO): deadenylation-dependent decapping of nuclear-transcribed mRNA
Cellular component (GO): Lsm1-7-Pat1 complex; P-body
Molecular function (GO): RNA cap binding
Source: RefSeq, a predicted model, not a curated record